ACUUUUGGCAACACUGACAAGAUGGCGCCACGCUGAGGCCCCGACCCAUGCAGCCAGAUUUCCUUACUUCACCUCCUCUUACUCGCGAAGCAGGAGCAUGUCCAGCGAUGACUUCCGUGUUUGUCCCUAUGAUCCACAUCAUGUUGUCAGUGCUCGGAGGUACUUGGUUCACUUGAUUAAGUGUGGAGAGAAAUCUCCUGUGGUUCUUGAAGAAUGCCCAUUCAAUGCCCAGCAUCGAAUAAAGCCGGAAGAGGUCCAGGAACACUUAGAGAAUUGUCCUGACCGCAGGAUUGUGGAUUCCUCUAAACUGCCAAAGCAGAGGGGUUUGGGUUGUACAGUGGUUCCACCAUAUGUAGGCCUAUAUGAACCCAUCAAAUCACAUGAAGCUUGGGAUAUGCCUGCAAGCAGCUCAGGAAGAGCUGUGUGGCGGAACCCUAUCAAGCCAGACAGCAAGCAUUCAGAGUCCAGUGAUGAAGGGGAUUCAGAUGAGGAAGAUCCUCCUAUGAGUGUUGGUCGAGGAAGAAGUAAAAAAGUUCCCUUGGGGCAGAUUUUGCCACGGGAGCCACAUUCUGAGUACACUCCUGCACAUGCAUUCAGGGUUGCCCAGGAAGGAAGCCCUAAGAUGUUGGGGAUCAAAAAGGAGAAUCUCAAAGUGGAAGAUUGGAAUGGAUGGUCCUCAACUGGAGAUAGCAGUUCUGACCAUCUAAAGAGACCUGGCCUGAUUGGUGGAACUGAGGGGUGCAAGGGAGCUGGAGUCUCAUGUGUUGACAGUGCUGCAGGAAGAACAUCUCAGGGAUCUGAGGGUGAAGGCAUUGCAGUGAAUGAUGUUGCCGGUGUGGUUAGAGUGGAUGGUAGCUCACUGAAUAUCACAUCCUCUGCUGGAAUGGAUGAGUUUCCGGCCAGUAGUGCUUCAGCAGUUUCUAAGAAGUUAGAUGCUAGUGAAGAUGGAGCUUCCAACUCUCCUCAUUUAAGUGAUGGAGGGCCUGAUGUAUGGCUACCAAAUCUCUUAAUGGGAAGGGGAAGAGGUAUGAUUUCCUCCUCGAGGGAUCAUGUCCGUAAGCCAACACCGGUUAUCACCCCACUUGAUAGGGGGGGAGCUGCAUCUUCGCAUCCUCCACCCGAAGCCUCUCACUUGCCUGGAUCUGUGGCUGAUCCUUCCAGUACUUCCAAUACCCUAGGUGAGAUGACUAGGUGGCUGAAGAGAUUUGCCUAUAAUACUUCAGGCUUCCGAAAGUAUGGGCUGAGAUACGACGACUGCUUGUACGAGACGGCAGAAGUGAAGGAGGCCAUCAGUCGUCUCCCACUGUACCUUCAGGAUGAGCGUGCAUGGAGGAUCUCUCGUGCGCUGCAUUUGAACCUCCGGAAGGAUAUCCUCCCGAAGGACCAGUGGACUAAGUAUGAGGAAGAAUCCAAAAUUGAUAUGUUCACAAGAGCUGGAAACACCACAAAAAAUAAAGGACCCAAAUCUGACCUUGGUCCUUGCACACCAGCAGUCGGAUCCCUAAAAGAGGCCAGAGGACCCCGGACAGCUCGGGCCAUCCCAGGCGGCACUGAAGCCAUGCCAGGCGGCGCUGAAGCCAUGCCAGGCGGCGCUGAAGCCAUGCCAGGCGGCACUGAAGCCAUGCCAGGCGGCGCUGAAGCCAUGCCAGGCGGCACUGAAGCCAUGCCAGGCGGAAGAGGAGUCGUCAAGACGGUGAGGGUCGAGGUGGUGAGCGGGACGCCUCUCGUAUGGGAUCCAGAAGAUGCUUCAUACUUGCGAGCGGAGUGGCGAAUCGUCGGGGAGCUCCUCGGAUCGUACCCGGCCCGGCCCUUCCAGAACGCCGUCAAGAGCGUCCCGAUGAAGCUGAGCAACGAGGAGAUGACGCUGCUGCUGGAGAAGGGCGUCGCCGUCCCCGUGCGGUACCCGUCUCUGAAGGAGAGCCCGAGCGCGGAGACGAGGGAGAGGCUGGAGCGGCUGAGAGGCGACGCCUACUGGGAGCAGGCGAGGUACCUGCACGAGGAGCGGAGGAAGGAGAUCGAGCAGAACGCGGAGAAGAUCAUCGAGGGGAAGCGGAAGAAGCUCGAGGAGCGGAGGAGCAGGCGGGGAGGAGGCGAGGAGGACGAGGUCGAGGAGGACCUGGACGAGGAGGCGUGCAUCCAGGCGGAGCUGGACAAGAUCCAGCUGAUCCCGCGGCGGACGGCGCUCGUGCAGGGCUUCAAAGGCGAUCCCUGGGUGUCGGACGGCGACGCCGCGGCGAGCGAGUGGACCUUCCCCUCGACGGAGGCGGAGGAGCGGGGGUACCGGGUGUUCCGGCACCUCUGGGAGGGCGGCUGCUACCUCACCGACGGGGCCAAGUUCGGCGGGGACUUCCUCGUGUAUCCAGGUCGGUGCGAGGGCUCUGCCGACGGGCAUCCCGAGAGACCCACGGGAGUCGAAGGGCGGAAUGAUGUCGCGGUGAGAGUGGCGAUCGAGUCGAGAACGAAUGCCAGGGACGUUCCCACCGAGGAACUGGCUUGCAGAGGGGAGAGAGGCAUCGUGGCGUGUCUCUGCUGUUGGCUUUGGGGAAUCCAAGAGCGAGGGCUUGAGGGAGGCGGGCGACCGCUUCUUUCCCGGCUCCCUUGGCCCCCUGUGGCCAGCCGGGAGGUCGAACGGAGGCCGAAAGCAGCAAUUACUUGCGCGAUGAUCGUCGGGAUUCCCAUCGCCGGGGACCGGAUCUCACUUUUUCGUAGGGUUAAUCGGGGUUAA
Messenger RNA from Darwinula stevensoni, 2725 nucleotides. NCBI's taxonomy places the organism in Eukaryota, Metazoa, Arthropoda, Ostracoda, Podocopida, Darwinulidae. The record is from the annotation of a GenBank genome assembly.